CCAUUCGAGGCCCACAGAGUGAGGAGGAGUCGAGGAGCAGGAGGCUAGGGUUUAAGGUGCACGGCGAUGGCGACGGCGGCGAAGACCCUAGCGCGGGCUGGAUCCUCCCUCUUCGGCCGCAUUCUCGCGUCCCCUUCCAUAAUCCGCCCCGGGCUGCCGCUCGCCGGGCUGCGGCCGCACUUCCCACCGCCGGCACCGGCCGGGUUGGACGCUUACGAGGCGGAGACCGUCGCCAGGCUGAGCUCGCUCCCCGGCGAGAUCUCCUUCCCCUGCGGCCUCCCCUCGCUCCGCUUCUUCAUCGACGACGUUGAGGAUCCUGUUGCUAAUGACCCUCUCCAGUUGCUUCCGAAAAGAACUUACCAGCCCAGUACCAUCAAGCGGAAAAGAACCCAUGGAUUCCUUACACGUAAAUCGACCAAGGGUGGGCGCAAGGUGAUUGCCCGGAGAAUCGCAAAAGGCAGGCACAGAAUUUCAGUUUAGCAAGAUCCCAUAGCAGCACUGGAUGUUUUCUGUACUACUACAGAUUCGUAUCGUGUUCCUUGUGUGAACGACGUAUUUUAAGCCUUUUGAAGUUUUUGCAUGCCA
Messenger RNA from Zea mays, 585 nucleotides. Its product is annotated as LIN1 protein. Gene Ontology annotation, biological process: translation. Gene Ontology annotation, molecular function: structural constituent of ribosome. The transcript has 3 exons. The coding region runs from base 67 to 480 and encodes 137 amino acids. Gene Ontology annotation, cellular component: ribosome. NCBI's taxonomy places the organism in Eukaryota, Viridiplantae, Streptophyta, Magnoliopsida, Poales, Poaceae. The record is from RefSeq and is marked provisional.